Molecule: messenger RNA, 1071 nt
Organism: Musca vetustissima
Lineage: Eukaryota; Metazoa; Arthropoda; Insecta; Diptera; Muscidae
Product: N(4)-(Beta-N-acetylglucosaminyl)-L-asparaginase
Exons: 1
Coding region: 1-1071 (356 amino acids)
Biological process (GO): protein deglycosylation
Cellular component (GO): lysosome
Molecular function (GO): N4-(beta-N-acetylglucosaminyl)-L-asparaginase activity
Source: RefSeq, a predicted model, not a curated record
AUGAAAAACCUGAUUCCGAUUUUAAUCCAACUAACUACAAUAGGAAUUGUAGUGGGAAUACAUUCACACACAACAACACAAACCGGUAGUCUUCCUCUGGUCAUAAGUACUUGGGAUUUUAAGGAAGCAAACGAAGCAGCUUGGAAUACUUUGCAAGCCGGCGGAAGUGCCCUAGAUAGUUUGGUUGAAGGCUGUACAACCUGUGAAGAUCUACAAUGUGAUGGUUCGGUGGGUUAUGGUGGUAGUCCUGAUGAAAAUGGUGAAACCACCCUGGAUGCCAUGAUAAUGGAUGGCUCCAAUAUGAAUAUGGGUGCUGUGGCCGGGAUGAAAGAAAUAAAAACAGCAGCUAAGGUGGCACGUUUGGUAUUGGAAAACACCAAACAUUCGUUAUUGGUUGGAGAGGCUGCAACAAAUUUCGCUGUAAUGAUGGGUAUGAAACGUGAAUCUUUGGCCACCGAAAAAUCGAAAGCUAUGCACCAGAAAUGGUUGGCAAAUGCAUGUCAACCAAAUUUUUGGGUCAAUGUUGUGCCGGAUUCUAGAAAACAAUGUGGACCUUAUAGGCCGAAUGGUGAAGCACAUUCACACAAUGAGGAGGGGUAUUAUUCCUAUAAAGUAGAUCGUUUUAAUCAUGAUACAAUUGGCAUGAUUGUCAUCGAUAAAGAGGGUCAUGUAUUUGCUGGCACAUCUACAAAUGGUGCUACAUAUAAAAUACCAGGUCGUGUGGGUGAUUCUCCUAUACCGGGUGCUGGUGCAUAUGCUGACAAUGAGGUGGGUGCCGCUGUGGCCACAGGUGAUGGCGAUGUUAUGAUGCGGUUUUUACCUUCCUUUUUGGCUGUGGAAUUAAUGCGUGGUGGGCUAUCACCGGAGGAAGCUGCCGCGCAAAGUAUGCGACGCAUUGCUAGAGUAUAUCCGAGUUUUAGUGGUGGUUUGGUGGUGGGUACACGUUUGGGUAAUUUUGCUGCUGCCUGUGUUGGUAUGGAAACAUUUCCAUACUCGGUGGCAUUUGGCGGGACCAAUGGUACAGUUGUAUUUAAACAGAACUGUAUUAAAGAAGCGUACGACUUUUUAUGA